Molecule: messenger RNA, 1258 nt
Organism: Gymnogyps californianus (California condor)
Lineage: Eukaryota; Metazoa; Chordata; Aves; Accipitriformes; Cathartidae
Gene: CEP19
Product: centrosomal protein 19
Exons: 3
Coding region: 120-611 (163 amino acids)
Biological process (GO): trans-Golgi to periciliary membrane compartment transport; microtubule anchoring at centrosome
Cellular component (GO): centrosome; spindle pole; ciliary basal body
Source: RefSeq, a predicted model, not a curated record
ACAGAGCCAAGGGCAGAGCUGACGCUGAGGAGUUCUCAGGAGCAUUUCGGCGAGCUUUGACGUCGCUGAGGACAUCUCUGAUAAAGCUGACCACGCUUCAGCCAGCGGCAAGAACUGUAAUGACUUACGUUGCAAAGAAGUGCGGCGUCUGCUUUCAGCCCCCCUCCAUUGUCCUGAUCUACAAAGAAGGCGGCAAGGAUAAGACUCGCCGGCGCAUCAUGCCUGUCAGAAAUUUCUCCAAGUUCUCAGACUGCAGCAUGGCUGCCGAGCAGCUGAAGAACAACCCUCGGCACCAGGCUUACCUAGAAGGAGUCUCACUGCGUCAGCUACGGAAGCUGUACGGUUUGCUGAAAGGUCAUUUGGGAGGAGAGAGCCUGGCCGAGAGCUUGGAAAAGUUUCGGCAGGAAGAGACCAUUGAUCCGGAAGAGGAUAUGAACAAACUAGAUGACAAGGAACUAGCCAAAAGGAAGAGCAUCAUGGAUGAGCUCUUCGAAAAGAACAGGAAGAAGAAGGAUGACCCAGAUUUCAUCUACGACAUUGAGGUUGAGUUUCCACAGGAUGAGCAGCUGGAGUCCUGUGGCUGGGACGUGGAGUCAGGUGAAGAAAUCUGAUUCCGGACAAAGAUGUCUUGGAUGGGCAGUUCGGAGACAAAUCUCGCAGUCCUAACAGAGAGAAUGAUGUCAGCGUACGUGUUCUACCGCAUCGUUUUCGGCUCACGCAAUUGAUGCACGUUACAGUGGCUACGGAGAACCCGAGGCUUAAGGUGCUACAGCAAUUCCAGGUUUAAGUGAGCUUUGUCGAAGAAGCCAGACUUGAUGAAAUGGAAAUUGGGCAGCUGAACUUAUUGGGUGGUUUUAGUCUUGUCCUAUGUAUGAGUGCCUAAAAUAAUUUUAAAUUAUUUAAUCUUUGCUUGUUUACGUUUCAGUCAGCUUUGACUGAAAACCUCACCAGCUUGCCUUGCUGUGAUUUCUGUUCAGCUUUGUCUGAAAACGACGCGUUAAAUAUUUAUGUCUUGAAAGCAAUGUUAAAGCUUUAUUGUAUAAGUAGGGUAUUUAUUAUUACUUGCUGGAAUGUUAAAUAUAUAUUAGUCUUUCUGGAUAAAUCAACAUUGCAUUGAGAAUUGUUACUCUCACGUUUCCUGAGCGAUGCUUAAAUCUCCAGCUUACACACAUAUAAAUCCUUAUAUUUAAGAAACGGACUAUCUAGAAAAUAAGUUAAUCUUGAAAGUACUUUUGAAAAUACAGUGAUUUCAAAUUGC